This is a messenger RNA of Scutellospora calospora, 1527 nucleotides long. Lineage: Eukaryota; Fungi; Glomeromycota; Glomeromycetes; Diversisporales; Gigasporaceae. The record is from the annotation of a GenBank genome assembly.
GAAACCCAAAUUAAAGCCCAAGAGGCCAACCAAUAUUUAGAAUGGAUUCCUUUAGAGGAUCUUAUUAGUAUGGAAAAAUCGGAUAUUUCUGAGGCUGGUCCCGCUGAUACUUGGGAUCCUAACGAGAAUAAAUUCACUACUGGAAAGUUAAUUAAAGUGGCUUUAAUUUCUAUUGGUGAUUCUCCUGAGUCAUUUUUAAAAGAGUUUAAAAUCCAUUAUCAUGGACGCACUCGCAAUGGUCUUGUCGUGCGUCUUUUCGGUGCUACUUGCGAACCUGUCACCAAUAAGUUCAUGAUGGUUGCUGAAACGGUGGAGUGGGAUUUACGUCAUUAUAUGUCUCAUCAUUUUGUUCGCCUCACCUGGCUAAACAAGAUUGCUAUUUUAUAUACUGUUGCUUGUGCUCUUGGAACCCAAAAGAAUGGAUUACAACAAAAUGAUUAUAGUGCCGCUAAUAAGACAGUUAAAUCUCAUAUUGAAAUUCCUUUAAAUGAGUUAGGUUUGGAUGAUGAAAAAGAGUUAAUUCCUGUCAUUGGAAAUUAUCAUGUUCCAGAAUGCUACAAAUCAUUAAUCAAAUUGUGUUGGAGUCAAUGUCUUGAUGAGCGUCCAACUAUUUCUGAUUUAAUAAAUUACUUUAAUGAAUGGCAUCUUUUUGGUAAAGAUAAAGAACAGUUUGAAGAAGCCGAACAAAAAAGGGUUGAUUGGCUUUUGGAGCGGAGGUUAGACCCUAGCAAAGAAAUUGAAAAUCCACCCAAAAUUCAUUCGCAAGCCAUAUAUGGCAGUAGAACAAUUAGCAUUGGAUUCUUAAUAGGUCCGGGAGUAAAAAGUUUAGCCAAAAAAUGCAAAAACAUAUCCAAAAAUGACGAUGACGACGACGAUGAUGUUACUGAUAAAAACGAGCAUAUUUUAAAACAAUAUGAACUUACGAUUCCUGACAACCCAACUAUUGGUCAAAAAUGGGUAAAAAAGGAUAGAAAUAAUGAUGAUUACUUGAUCCUCAAAUUAAAUAACGAAGAAACUAUUUUUGUUUUUUCCCGUAAAAAAAUUGUUACUAGUUGCCAGGAGGUCGGUAAUUAUAUCCAAUCCUUAAUUAAAAAAAGAAAAACAAUUUUAUUCCUUGCUACCAAAAAGACAACUCGUGAUAUUGUUAAAGAAGCAGCAAUAAGAUGUGACAAUUUCCAAAAUUUGGUCAAAAAAGAGCAAGUUAGUUUGGAAAAGAGAAGAAACAAAUUACAAAGUAUUUAUGAGGGAGUAGUUAAUUUGUAUAGGCAACCUGAUGCCUUGUUUAUCAUUGGUUUGAAUAAAGAAAAAACUGCCUUUAAGGAAGCCAAAAAAGUUGGUCUGCCAGUUAUUGCUGUUUGUAAUACUAAUUGUAAUCCUCGUUUGGUUGAUUAUGUUAUUCCUGGUAAUGAUGAAAGUGUCAAGUCAGUUACUUUUUUUGUUAAUUUAGUAGCGGAUGCCAUUAGUGAGAUUAAGAAAGGGGAAAAGUCAGAAAGUGGUAUUGAUAAAGAAAAAAGUGAAGUGAAAUAA